AUGUUACCAGUAGCACCACAUAUGCAUUCAAAUUAUAACAAUUUUCACCAUUUCGGCACAGCCGGAGGAUAUCCGCCUCAUGCUCUCAGAUAUCAUCCAGAAGUAUAUCCGGCAACAUUUAGUCCUCCGCCUCCACCUCCAACUUAUAAACCAGAAAUUCAUGAAAAUCAUUCCAAUUCCUCACUAAUGAAUCACAAUCAAUUAAUGCCCUCGACAACUCUUCCUUCCGUAAGUCCUGUCCCGGUAUCAUCGCAACCUUCCCUUAGUCCAAUCACCUCACUAAAUGGGGGUAGUAAUGGUAAUGACUAUCAUAUGUCACAUCACAUGCAACAUCAUCAGAAUAAUGCUCCAAGUGCUGCAUAUCAUCAUUCUCCACCUCUUGAACAUGCUCAACAACCAAAUCAAGAAGUUUCAAAUUAUAGUAGUAGUGUUACAUCUGUUAGUAUGCCUUCCCCACCUGCAAGUAUUCCUCCAAGCUCCUCUAACUUGCGUUACGAAAUAAUUCUUGAGGCACCAACUGCGGCUGCUCAACGUAUUGAUGAAACACCUAUGACCUAUCUUAAUAAAGGUCAAUAUUACGGAAUAGUUUUACAAGAUCAAGAAAGAUUUGAUGGAGAACUUACCAGUACUGUCAAAGUCAUGUUUCAUGAUGAUGCUCACCGAAAAAUGGCAUCUACUUAUUGGAGUUUUUGGUUAACACAACAAGCGUCACCCAAGACAGCUAGAGCUAUUGAUAUUGACAAAGCUGCGUCCACUGGAAUUAAUAAUGUGGAGACAAAAACUUUUGAUCGUGUACAAUUUCGAUGGCACGGAAAGAAAGGAGCAAAGAUUUUCAUACGUUUCAAUUGCCUUUCGACGGAUUUCUCAAGGAUAAAGGGGGUUAAAGGUAUUCCCUUAAGAAUCCACGUGGAAACAAAAUACGAGAAUAGUGGAACAAGUACAAAUAUAGAAAAGUCGUUUGCUAAAGUUAAAUUAUUCAGAGAUAAGGGAGCUGAACGUAAAAACAAAGAUGAUCAAAAACAUCUUGAAAAGAUGGUUGAAAAAAUGCGAGAACCAACAUCACCAAUGAUCAUGAUGUACGCGCCUCCAAAUCCCAUGACCGUAUUUACAGAAAGUACGGGUAAUAACGAUGCUUCCGACGAUGAAGAAGUUCAAAGUCUUUCAGAGACCUUGAAUAGUCUUGAUCCGGAGGUUGAAGGUGGUGAACUUAUGACACUUCAAUUGGGAAAACGCAGAAGAUUUUCAAUGGGUCCAGAUUUUUUGGAACCUUUAGAUUGUGAUCCUACGUAUAUUCCUCAUUUACGGAAACGUCGUGCAGUGUUAUGUAUUUAUGUUAAACUACCGGGUGAAUCCGCAUAUCGUGCCGUUUAUCUCAAUCAUCUUACUGUUCAAGAUCUCAUAGCUAAACUUACUGAUAAACUCUCCGAGAAAAUUGAUCUUCAAGGGCAAUCAAUCACAAAUAUUAUUAGAUGCAGCACUAAAAGGAAUAUAACUGUUCGUUUUGAUGACGAAUCUGUUCAUCAAAUUGAAGAUGAACAAGAUAUGGAAGUCGAAGUCCAGGGUGGACAAGACGGAACGCUGCAUUUAACAUUAAAAUAUUAA
Molecule: messenger RNA, 1602 nt
Organism: Diversispora eburnea
Lineage: Eukaryota; Fungi; Glomeromycota; Glomeromycetes; Diversisporales; Diversisporaceae
Source: the annotation of a GenBank genome assembly